Pomacea canaliculata is the source of this 782-nucleotide messenger RNA. RefSeq lists its product as uncharacterized. Bases 295 to 720 code for a protein of 141 amino acids. Gene Ontology annotation, molecular function: calcium ion binding. The transcript has 6 exons. Lineage: Eukaryota; Metazoa; Mollusca; Gastropoda; Architaenioglossa; Ampullariidae. The record is from RefSeq and is a predicted model, not a curated record.
GAACUGGUGUUAAUACUGAUUGCUGAUUUAAACUGUAGUCAUUUAAUAUCUGUGCAAACCUCUAUACACGUGAUAGUUGAAUUGAAGAUCAGGUAGGGUUCACCUGUGGGAUAAAACUUAAUACAUAAUUGAAAGAGGAAAAAUAAUUCAUUCGGGAGGUCAUCACUGACGAACUAAGCUGUGAUUUUUUUUUAAAAAACUGAGUAUAUAUUUCUAAGCCUGCCCUCUACCUGGCACACACAACUACUCCAGCAGACCUGAUUCUGUUGAUCUGCAUUUGUUUCAAGUGGUCCAAUGACUUCUUUCAUCAUGAAAAUUCUUCUGCUCUUGAGUCUUUUAUCUGCAGUUCUUAGCAAUCAAACACCACAGGAGCAAUUCAAGUAUCUGGACACCAAUGGCAAUGGCAUCUUGAAAGAGGACGACAUACUUGAAUUUAUCAAAAAAAACGACAAGAAUGGCGAUGAAAGCCUUGAUUUCGACGAAUUCAUCGGUACUCGACCCCCAUCUGAGCCUCCAUUGAGGAGCAAGGGUGCCUUUAAUCUCUAUGACAAAAUGGACGUCAAGAAGGACGGAAAGAUGUCUUCUUCUCUUGCCCCAGCGUUUAUAAAACUCCUGGACAAGGACAAGAACGGCGAGGUCACCUUUCAAGAAUUCGAAGAAAGAAUAAAGAAGAUUGUAGACGGCAUCGACCGAGAAGCGAAGAAAUUGGAAAAGAAAUGAUUGAAGAAACAGAAUGAACAAAAUGAUGCCUGAAAAAGUGACCAAUAAACUGUAAAAAUAAC